Messenger RNA from Chinchilla lanigera (long-tailed chinchilla), 830 nucleotides. Its product is annotated as actin cytoskeleton-regulatory complex protein pan1-like. The record is from RefSeq and is a predicted model, not a curated record. Bases 226 to 804 code for a protein of 192 amino acids. The transcript has 5 exons. Lineage: Eukaryota; Metazoa; Chordata; Mammalia; Rodentia; Chinchillidae.
GCGGGCGCUGGAAAGCGAGGCCGGUGGGCGGGCGAGUCGGGAGGCUCGGGCGGCUGAGGUCCCGGAGCGGAACCCAGGUGGCGGGAGCUGCCCCUCACUGUGCUUCUGAGAUGUGGAUGCGCAUGUGGCUGGCAGUCUCUGUCCCAAGCAAGAUGAGACCUGCAGUGCAAGCUUCGCCAAGGCCACACCCAAAGCACUGAGGCUGUCUAGCAGCGGUGCUACACAAUGCAGCAGGGGAAAGGAAGCACCCGGACCAGGUGGAAGGGGCCCUCGGGCUGCAACGGUCACAGCCAGAGAUGGCCCGGCUGGACGAGCAUGCAGGGACACCAGAGAGCAGAGGGCCAACCCCAACAUCUUGAUGUAAACUGGGACACGUCCACCCUGCCGAAGAAGCUCAGGAAACCAGAGCUGGAACCAAGCAUGGCACCCCACUGCCCCUUGGCACAGCCCCCAGCAACACCCCCAGCAGCCUCAGUGACCCCAGCAAGCGUGUCUGAGUGGAGCACCGCAUUUCAGCGCAGGGACGCUUCACAGGGGGCUUCCAAGCCUGUCAACGACUCCGACUCCACAGGCCUGCAGACAAGGUCUAACAACCCAGCGCUGCCAUUGGCCAUCCACAGCCUGCCGCCCAGGCCCCGCUCAGCGCUCCCCACUGUUCUGUCCGAGGAACCUGUGCAGAUGGCUUCAGGUUCUCUGGGCCCCAGCGGGCCUGCUCCUCAUGCACAGGUGUCCACGCCUCCGCAGGCUCAUCCUCUUCCCUUGCAGAGCAUGCCUGGCCCCACCAAGCUCCACGCUGACUCCUAGCCAGGCCCUCAAAACUCCCAGGUGUC